Hemisphaericaspora subhashii is the source of this 345-nucleotide messenger RNA. RefSeq lists its product as uncharacterized. Bases 1 to 345 code for a protein of 114 amino acids. The record is from RefSeq and is a predicted model, not a curated record. The transcript has a single exon. Lineage: Eukaryota; Fungi; Ascomycota; Pichiomycetes; Serinales; Debaryomycetaceae.
AUGCUAAACUUGAUAAAAUCAUGCUGUUGGUUUAAGAUUGCUUAUGAAAAAGACCCUCAUCCAUCGGUUGCUGCAGAUGCACGACUCAAGACUAUCUGCCUGAAUCCGUAUAUUAAAUCAUUUGAAGCUAAUGAGAAUGAUGGCGAAGCUGCUGCUCCUCCUCCAGGUGAUGAUAAAUCAACUAGAUCUAACGGAUCUGUUCGUGACAGAGAAGUUUUGGAAGAAAUUAGAGAAAGCUUCGAGAAAUAUCAGACGGAAGAUUCUGACAAGUUUGAAUCUUUAGAUUUCGUUGAAGCUGUCGGUGUUGAAACUGAGAGGCUCAUAGUAUCAACGUAUCUUAUAUGA